Solanum dulcamara is the source of this 1619-nucleotide messenger RNA. Its product is annotated as peroxisome biogenesis protein 16-like. Gene Ontology annotation, cellular component: peroxisomal membrane. Bases 292 to 1371 code for a protein of 359 amino acids. The transcript has 8 exons. Gene Ontology annotation, biological process: peroxisome organization. The record is from RefSeq and is a predicted model, not a curated record. Lineage: Eukaryota; Viridiplantae; Streptophyta; Magnoliopsida; Solanales; Solanaceae.
CUGGUGUUGAGCAUGUUUCUCGUGGCAUUUUUUUCAUUUAUUUUUCUUGCUCUCGCCUUUAUAUUCAAAGAAUCAACAUUAAUGUCAAUUCUUGAUUUUUUUUCAUAUACUUUGUUGGAUUGUGAAAACGCCUUAAGCCCUAUCAACUUCAUGAAUAUGUUAACACCAAAUUUCUUUGUUUUCUUCUUCAAAUCAUUUCUUUAUAUAUAUUUUAACUGUGUGAGUGAAAGGUGCAUUUAAUUUCAGAGUUGGGGUGAUUUCUGGGUUUGAUCUGAAAACCCUUUUGGUGCUAUGGAGGCUUAUAAGAGAUGGAUUACAAGGAAUAAAGAUUUUGUGCUUCAAUUGGAUUCUCUUCUCAAUAAUUUAACGUGGUUCCUCCCAAAUGAGUUUGCUGAAUCAGAAAUUGGGCCAGAAGCAGUGUCAUCCCUUAUAGGAAUGAUCUCUAACGUGAACAAAUAUAUAAUAGAGACAAGUCCAACAGAGGUGCAUACGAGCUGUGCAGAGUCUUCUUUUAUCCCUUUAUCAUUGUGCCUUAGUUUGCUGAAGGACUUGGAGACAUUGAUUGAGGUUGUGGCUGAGCAAAUUUAUGGUGAAAAGAACAAAUGGAAUUUGAUUGCCAUAACUGAGGCUGUCAAGGUUUGUUUUAGGCUGGUUAUCUUCAGGAAGACUGGGUACAAAAUGCUUUUAGAAGGAGGGGAGACUGAAAAUGCAGAAACUGAUUCCGAUUUUUUUAGUCUUCAAGAAACAAAGAGGCAGCUUGAUAAGCCUACAGGGAAUGAAGAGUCUGGUAUCGCAAAAACACUUCAGUUGCAAAACUCAGGGAAGCUUGAAGGCAGGGAAAUAUCUGCCUUAAGCAGUUUUGGCAAGAAUGCUACAAUGCAACAUCCGCAAGCAAUAAUGGAACCUCCAAGUAAACCAGUUGAGAGACCUAGUCUAUGGACUUUCUUAUCUGAGAAAGGUGUUCCUGGAGGCUUCUUCAUGACUGGAGAGAUUCUGUUCAUCAUAAGGCCUCUUGUUUAUGUACUAUUGAUGAAGAAAUAUGGAACACGGUCGUGGUUUACUUGGUGCAUGUCACUGGCUGUGGACCUCAUCGGAAAUAGCAUUCUCUCAGUUACAUUGAUGUCUCAACAUAGCGGGAAAAAUCAGCAACUUCAGUCUUCUGAGUCUGAGAAGGACGAGUUAAAAAGACGAAGAAUGUUAUGGGCGUUGUACCUCAUGCGAGAUCCACUUUUUACCAUGUAUACCAGGCAAAGACUUGAAAGCACUCAAAGGCUAGUGCAACCCAUUCCCAUUCUUGGAUUUGUUGCAGAAAAAUUAAUUGAAAUUCUUAUUGGAGUCCAAACGCGUUACACAUACAUAUCUGGUUCAUAACAGGGGGAAGCUAUCAGGAGAAAUUUGAAGCGUCUAGAUCUAGAAAUUUGCAGUCUCUUUCUUUAUUCCUUUUCUUAGGGAUUUGGGGGAGAGUUCACUAUACAUCUAUCUUGUCUUACCGGGCUUCAAAUGUUUCUUUUUUGCUAUAGUCAUCUGGUAUCCAAAACCCACUUCUUGAUAUUGUCAAUGUAGAUUGAACCUUUAUCAUAAAUCAUUACUGAAUUGAAUGAUUCAACAAUUACAUCUUA